AUGUUCCACCUAUGCUGCUCUUUUUCGCCUACUUCCUGCCCGUGCCCAUCCUCGCCUGCUGCUGCUUCCUGCUCCCUUCUCUCUCCUCCAGGUGCUCGGUCGGCUCCCUCCUCUGUCCCUUCUGCUGCCACGCCUGCCUCAGCAGUCUCAGCUGCCCCCUCUCCCUCAUCCACGUUCAGUGCCGCCAUGGUACCUUCCCGGGAUCCCGUUUCUCUCAUCCGGUAUCCUCUCUGCCCUCUUCUCUUGUGGGACCCCCCGGCGUCUCUCUUCCCAGGCUUCUUGUUCCAGGUGUGCCAGCAGUAUCUCUGA
Closterium sp. Naga37s-1 is the source of this 309-nucleotide messenger RNA. NCBI's taxonomy places the organism in Eukaryota, Viridiplantae, Streptophyta, Zygnematophyceae, Desmidiales, Closteriaceae. The record is from the annotation of a GenBank genome assembly.